AUAACAGAUAUUUUAAAAACUAUCAUUUUAAUACCUAUUAGAUAUUGUUAGGGAAUCUGCGUAGACAGUAACUUGGGCAAAGCAGAGAUAAAUCCGAUCGAAGAAAACUAGGCAACGACAAGGCAAAUAUGUUCUACAAUCUAGCAAAAUUGACGCUUAUCACUUUAGUUUCGAACUACAUCGAUGCAUAUGAAUUUAAGAUUGAUCUUCCAGAUAGUGCGAAGUCUGAAAUUGAAACAUGCAUUCAAAGGUCUAGAAUGUCACCGGCUAUAGAUCGGCAAGCAGAAAUGGCUUGUGGCCAUGAAUAUUUCGAGAAACUUGGGCCAAACAAUCUUACAGAUGAUGAUUGGGCAAUUUUUGAAGAAGUGAAGGAUGACAGUUUCGGCCACACGCCUCCAUCCUUUGGCAUAAGCAUAAGACGAGAAGUUCGCACAUUGUCAGAGGUCGAAUGGCAAAAUGUGGUAGACGUUUUCCGAGAAUUAUACGAUACAGGAGUUCUUCAAUCAUUUGGACGUUUGCAUGGGAAGGUGAAAUUAAGGGCUCACAAGGGAGGUGCAUUUUUACCAUGGCACCGGGUCUUCCUUGCUCACUUUGAACAAGAAAUGAAGAAAAUUAACCCGAGUGUAUCCUUACCUUACUGGGACUAUACAAUUGACACAGAAAUAGUUCAACCUUUUGAAGCUGUGUUGUGGACGCCAUGCUUUUUUGGAGAAAAAACCGGUACUGUCAGAUCAGGUUCUUUCAAAUUAAUGUACGGUGCUCAUGGCUCCGUUCUGUCGAGGAAACUGGCGGAUAAGGCAUAUUCUACAAGGUUGAUCAACAAAAGAGACAUUCAAAACUUAAAAGGGUUUUGUAGUUUUAAGGACAUAACAACGGGCAUUUUAGAAGAUAAAAAUGAACGUAAUCUUGAAACUCUACACGAUAGCGUACAUGACUACAUUGGAGGAGAUAUGGGUGUUGUUGAAAACUCGGCGUACGAUCCGAUAUUUUGGUUUCAUCAUGCAUUUAUUGACUAUAUAUGGGAGUCAUUUAGGGAGCAUCAGACAGAAAAUUGUGGCCACAUAGACAUUGAAACAGAUUACAGGCCAAAAGAUGACAUUGGAUGGAAGAACAUUAUAGGACAAGGCCACGAAGAUGCAUUAUUUGGUUAUAGCCACUUGAAGACAGUAGAUGGACUCUGGCGGAAUUGGACACAAAUGUUUUAUAAAUAUGAGCCCCAACCUGCCUGUGACAGUACGUGCAGUGGAGAGUAUCUUUACUGCGAUGACCAAAAACGAUGUUUAUCUCGAACAGUAGAGGCUUGUAAAAAGGAAUUCUCGACACGAAAUAAACGUGAAGUGAAUGUCACAGAUCAGCUUGUACCACAAAUACCUUGUGAAUCUGGGACGAAAAUAGUAGGUCUUAAAGGCGACGGUAGGACAAUAAAAACAUCUAAAGAGGAAUGUGAAAAGAUUUUGCAAAGCAAAGAACAGAUUGCAGAAGAACCCAGACAGGAAGAAAGUAAAAAUACAUCUGCUAAAAAUUUUGGAUUUGUUACACUUGGAGCGGUUGCUUCUAUUGGAUUUGUAGUAAUAGUGAGGCAAAUUAGAAAGAGAAGGAGUUAACUAUGAUAAUAUAACUCGCAAAUGAAUUAUUUUCAUCUUAUCUUUGAUAAUGUUGUACAUACAAGAAAUAUUUAACACGUGUUAAUCCGAUCUAUCUCGACAAGCCAAUCAUAUGAAUUUAAUUUUGCAUGCUCCGGAUUUAUGAACUUUGGUGUGUGCGUGCGUGUGUGUGUGUGCGUGUGUGUAUAUUGUUUUUCCCAUUUGUUUGGUUAGCUGUUAAUGAUGUCUGACAUAAUGUCCGGUUUCUUAUAUGUAAAUUUAUAAUUGUAUGUUAAGGUGCAAGAGCUAUAUUUACAUUGAGACGCAAUUUUGAAUGAACAGAAACCGAUAUCUAAAAUCAUAUUAAAACAGCUAAGUUUUGUGCAAUUCUUAAAACUGGCUUUUUUAGGUAUUUACUAUUUUUGUUAUGGUUGUCACACAUUCGUGAGAAAUCUUGUGUGAGGGCUUCAUCUAGUUACAAAUGUCUUUGUCAACAGCAUUAGCAAAGUGUUUGGUAAAAUUCGUGAAUGAUGGUAAAUCCUAAUC
Ruditapes philippinarum (Manila clam) is the source of this 2129-nucleotide messenger RNA. RefSeq names its product putative tyrosinase-like protein tyr-3. The record is from RefSeq and is a predicted model, not a curated record. NCBI's taxonomy places the organism in Eukaryota, Metazoa, Mollusca, Bivalvia, Venerida, Veneridae. The transcript is spliced from 9 exons. Gene Ontology annotation, molecular function: oxidoreductase activity. Bases 129 to 1604 code for a protein of 491 amino acids.